Schistosoma turkestanicum is the source of this 4407-nucleotide messenger RNA. The record is from the annotation of a GenBank genome assembly. Lineage: Eukaryota; Metazoa; Platyhelminthes; Trematoda; Strigeidida; Schistosomatidae.
GUUGGUAUUUGGCGUAGUUUUAAAUGUCUUGCUCGGAUGGCUUACAUUUGGAUGGAUAGUCACCAUUUGAGUUAUUCAUUUUGAACACAGCACAAAAGCUAGCUGAAAAUGUUCCCAUGGAAUUCACCACAUCACUUUCUUAUUCGAUAAAAUUGUUGGAAAUAAGCUGUAGUCCAUUUCAUAUGUGGGCUACUCAGUGGAUAUGAGAAUACCAACGGCACAGAGAAUAUAUCGGAAUAGUAAUCAGUGUUUCUACUACGAUUAUUUAAAAUUCGCAUAUGCUAAUGCUGAUUUCUUUAAACGGAGACAAGAUCGCCAUGGCUUUCUACAUGUUAUAGGUCACAGAAAAGAAGGUCUUCCGACAUUCAAAUUUGUGGAACUUUAUCAUGGUGGACUGAGCACUUCUGUUGCUGUUUUCGUCUCAAGAAAUCGCUCUAAUGCUCGACCAUUAUCCCAAACAUCAGUUCCAAACGAAUGUUCCAGAUACAAGCAUUAUUUGAUAUUAUUGGGUCUGGCAGCGGGAUUAGUAAGCCUUGGAUCGUUGUGGUUAUACAAAGUAUUUGAACGAAGUUCAGGUUUACGAACCUUUGAAUCCCUGGAAAAGACACGCCAGCUGUUCAGUCCAGAUGAAUCAGAAAUCAAGAGACAAUAUUCAAGUAUGCAUAAUGACGACUGUGAUUUCAAACAAAGAACUUCCAGUUAUUCAGAAGAAACGGCAAGUUUAGUAGAUAUGCAAGUAGAUAGCGACCACUAUUUUGAUUCGUACUGUAUCCAUGCCGAUAGUGAAUUGCCUCUGAGAUCUGGAGAAAAUUUUCCAAAAAAAUGUAUCACAAGCGCUCAUAAUGUUACCACGAAUAACGUGAAUUAUGGGGUUCAGUCACCAUAUGACUCAAGUUCUUUAUGGAUUAGUGCAUCCAUGAAUUGUCCUCAUUAUGUUUCAGGCUCAUAUAAAAUCUGUACUAUUUGCUGGCUAAAUAUGCCUGACUACUGGCUUCAUGGUCCAACAUGGCGUUCUCAGAAUGGUCAAAUUAAUUCAAACCAAUUAUCGUUAAACACUGGCAUUCUAGGAUCUCUCAUAUGCUUACAGUUAAUUUAUAGAGCAAUAUAUUUAGCGCGUGAUAGUGUGAUAAAGCAAUCUAGCUGUACGCAUACUAGUCCUAUAUCUGCAUCGAAUGCAAUAAACAGUGAAUAUGCUGAUAGUUCGCAACAAUUGUCUGCUGCUCUUAAAUUUGAUAAUCAAUCUAAUAAAACCCUUACUCCUUUAAUAACAUCCCCUGUUAACUCAACCGCGAGUUCUGAUUAUCCACUCAUAGAACAUAAUAAAACACAAUUCCACAAUUCAAAAUCAGACCAAUCAAAUUGUUUGCUUCAUUCAGAAGUAAUCGGUUCAUAUGACAUAAAUUUCAAGAAAACCGGUAUAUGUGACAAUCAGCAACAUAACAGUGCAAAAUCUCUUUCUGCAUCUAUUGACAGUGUAUUGUUUCCAAGUAUGAAAGACGAGCAUACUGAUCAAACUUCUAUGGAUAUUGAAUUACCUGAUAAAGACUUUAUGCUGAAUUGCACUACUUCUAUGCUUACAGAUCAGUUAUUCUCAAAAGUCAUUGAAUUCCUCGACCCCAGACAAGUUGCUUGGUUAGACAACUCACCAGUAAGAAAAUCAUCUUUGAUUCAUCGUGUAUAUAGUGAUUCAGUGUUAGAUAAAAAAACAAAUAAAUCUCUUAAAUAUUUGUCAAAGAGAAAUUAUUACACUGCUCAAAAUACUACUGACCCAUCCAUAUAUCAUCGUUCACGUUUUCAUUCCAUUUCAAGUUCAUCUUCUGAUUCUUUUUCACGUUUAAAUACCGAUGACAAUGAAGGUUUAGAAUACGAUGAUAUCAUUUCUAUUUACACAAUUAAAGACAAAGUAAUGAAUGAUAAUAAUCACAAUCAAAUGAAUAUAAAACAUUAUAAUCGUGAUGGUGACAAUAAUAAAGAUGAGGAUGAUCGUAAUGAUGAGGACAGCGAAGAUAAAGAUGAACAUAUCCUUCAACAACUUAAUACAUUAUCUUCUUUGCUUAACACAAGGUCUGAUAAUUACUUUCAAAGCCAAUCAAGUGAAAUUUUAUCAGAUUUAAACAAAAGUACACAUAUUACAAAUACACCUGAUCAUUUAUUAAAAUCAGUCUCAUCAUCGUCAUCAUCACCAGGAAUAAAUAAAAAUCUUAAUAAUUUCUUACCCAGUAGUGAUUCUGAUACAAUCAAGUUCACUGAUCUUACUCAAAAAACGGUUGUACUCACAGAUGAAUUAAAAAAACUAAGUGAUACACUUGAUCGUUUAUUGUAUAAACUACAAGCUAAUCAAAUUCAAUUAGAUCAAGCUGAAGAUAAUUUAGAUUAUAUGUGGUAUUUGAGAGAUAAUUUAGUUGAUAAUUUUUCAUCAAAUACAUCUGAAUGUUCAACUGGAUUUGGUUUAAGUGAUAUUGAAACAAAAGCUUUACUAAAUGAUGUUGACAGUGAAAAUGGAAGUGAUGUUAAUGAACAUAAACAGACAGAUGAUUAUUGGUCAUCACAUUGUAGAAUGACUCAAUCAUCUACUCAUCCAAAUGAUUAUUAUCCUCCUGUCCAUGAUAUUUCUAGUUAUUUGUCUAGUUCAUAUGGAACACUUGAGAGUUCAUUUCACUCCGAUUUACGAAUAUCAAAUGAACAUCAUUCAUCAAAUUUAGAUUCAGGAUUAGAACAAUCAAUUAUUACAUGUUGUGAAUCAUACUGUCAUAUGAUUUCAUCAAUGCCAGAAAGAUAUUUGAAAAAUUCUCUUGAUUAUCAUUCUUCAUAUACUAGAUAUUUAUCAAAUUCGCGAAUUUUCAAAAAUCAUUCACUUUCAAAACAUUCACGGUUUAAAAAACGACGCAGUCAUGCUAGAAGAAAACGAUUGUCUACUAAUGAGAAUAGUUAUUUUUCUACGAAUGUUCUUCCUGAUUCUGAUGGUUUUCUACAUCCAGAUCUUACGUUUGAAAAUGACGGUCCGUUGGAAUGGUCCGAAACAAUGAAUGUGAAUCCAUAAUGAAUGGAAUUAGAGUUUUGUUGACUUGAUUAAUAAAAUUUAAUCAUGGUUCUUCUUUUCAAACAUCCUUUCUAAAACAAAAGAAACAUUGUUACUUAACGAAUUCAUAACUAAUGUCUUUCAAAGUUUGAUUUGUUCUUUUUUUUUGUUUUAACUCACAUGUUUUUCUCAAUUCUAUUGUGUACAUACCUACAACGUAUAGCCUGUUCAAUUUUUGUUUUAUCUUUCAGUUGUGAACUAUUUAUACUCUUAUUGAUUUAUUGAAGCUUAAUUUUACUGGAACUUAUUUCUAAAAUUGUAUGCUACUUCUUAUUAUUAUUCUUUUGAUUUCAGCCAUUGUCAAUGAUAUGACUUGGAAAGUAUGACGUAUGUUUAGAUAUUGAUUUCAAUCGGUCAGUUUUCAGCCGAAAUCGUUACAUCAUCAUCGUCAUUUAUCAUUUCCCCUAUCAUAUGUAAUUGAUAUUGUCAUCUUACCCCCCGUUUAUAUUUUCUAAUUUUAUUUUUCUCAAUGGUUUCUGGCUCCAUUUUCUGUGAUUAGUUUUCUAGAUAUCAUCUCGUUUAGUACGUUUAUUUCUGAGAAUGUAAAGACUGGUUCAUAUUAUAUAUAUAUAAUUCAUUGUAUGUCUAUGUUUUGACUAUUGCUUUAACCUAUUUUAUAUUUGUGUUAGAUAAUGAAUGUGAUUUUUUCAAAGUGUAACAUCCUGUUGUUCAAUUUUCCACAGUUGGAACAAGUAUGUGUAUAUUUGUGGCAUAAGCAACAAAUCUACCAACUGUAUGCAUAUGUUCUUUCGUUUAUUUAAGUGCUGUUGAUUUUAUUGUUAAUUUUCGAGAUUUAUUUUACAAUUUUGAAUCAACAACUAUUUCGAUUUACUGAAAUGUUUAUUGGAAAAUUGUUCAAACAUGGAGUUGUUUUUGGUUGUUGUUCUUGUUGGAGAUGACUUGUAUUUGCAUUUAUAAGUAGAACGUUGUAUUUUCACCCCUUUUACCUUCAUACAAUGUGCAUAAAUAGUUUAUUUGCCUAUUUACCUUCAUAUAUAUAUUUUUAUGUAUAUUACUGCUAAUCGCGCCAGUAUUCAUAUUCUAUAUAUUUGUAAAUCAGUGAAAAGUUUGAAUGGAGGUCAUAGAAUAACUUCUUUGCGCUGUGACAGUCAUUUUUCCUAUUUGAAACCUGUCACAGACACUAUUGUUCACUAUGCUUAAUCGUCGAAAUAAACACUAUUGAAUUUGAUUUCGUUACUGUCAUCCCUUUAUGCCUAGUUAAAUAGCAAUUCAAAAUAUCGUAUUAUUUGCUUUCAUAUAUGUAACAACGAUUUAACUAACAGCUUAGUUGCUUUUAAUUUAUUGAUUAGAAGAAUUGAAAUUGGUGA